AGAAGAGACCGGGGUGAGAAGAUGAAAGCGGAAGCGUGGCCACUGAGUAGAUACUGCGCAUGCGUGAGGCUAGAGCAGGGGGCGGGGUCACGCGGGCCCGGGUCCUGGGCUGGGACCUCCAGAGCUCAGAGAUCUUCAUUCAGUUCAUCAUGAUCUAAGCCCAAAAAACAAAACAGACAAAACCUUGCUUAUAUUGACUGAAAUCGUUUGUUAAAAGUCAAUAUGGAAAAUGAACCAGACCAUGAAAAUGUGGAACAGAGCUUCUGUGCCAAGACUACUGAUGAAGAACUGAAUAAAUCUUUCAAUCUAGAAGCUUCACUUUCAAAAUUCUCCUACAUAGAUCUGGACAAGGAACUGGAGUUCAAAAAUGAUCUGAUUGAUGAUAAGGAAUUUGAUAUUCCUCAAGUUGAUACUCCUCCAACACUGGAAAGCAUACUAAAUGAAACUGAUGAUGAAGAUGAAUCUUUUGUUCUUGAAGAUCCCACGUUGUUAAACAUUGAUACUAUUGAUUCUCACUCCUAUGAUACUUCAUCUGUGGCAAGCUCCGAUAGUGGUGACAGGACCAACUUAAAAAGAAAGAAGAAAUUACCUGAUUCUUUUUCACUCCAUGGAUCAGUUAUGCGACAUUCACUUUUGAAGGGAAUUUCUGCCCAGAUAGUGUCUGCAGCUGACAAAGUAAAUGCUGGCUUGCCUACAGCAAUUGCAGUGUCCAGUCUGAUAGCAGUGGGUACAUCUCAUGGAUUGGCUUUAAUAUUUGGAAAAGAUCAGAAUCAAGCCUUGCGACUCUGUCUGGGUAGCACCAGUGUUGGAGGUCAGUAUGGAGCCAUCUCUGCCCUCAGUAUCAACAAUGACUGCUCAAGACUUCUCUGUGGCUUUGCUAAAGGACAGAUCACUAUGUGGGAUUUGGCCAGUGGAAAACUUCUAAGAUCAAUAACAGAUGCUCAUCCUCCAGGAACAGCAAUAUUGCAUAUUAAGUUUACAGAUGAUCCAACUCUUGCAAUUUGCAACGACAGCGGAGGUUCUGUUUUUGAAUUGACAUUUAAGAGAGUGAUGGGAGUGAGAACGUGUGAAUCUAGAUGCCUGUUCAGUGGUUCCAAGGGUGAAGUUUGCUGUAUUGAGCCUCUACAUUCUAAGCCCGAGUUGAAAGAUCAUCCCAUCACACAGUUUUCCUUAUUGGCCAUGGCAUCCUUAACAAAGAUACUGGUCAUUGGAUUGAAGCCAUCCUUAAAAGUGUGGAUGACUUUUCCUUAUGGACGGAUGGAUCCUUCCAGUGUUCCAUUGCUGGCCUGGCACUUUGUGGCAGUGCAUAAUUAUGUGAAUCCCAUGCUUGCCUUCUGCAGAGGAGAUGUUGUUCAUUUUCUAUUGGUUAAGAGAGAUGAAUCUGGAGCAAUACAUGUUACUAAGCAAAAGCAUCUUCACCUAUACUAUGACCUCAUCAACUUUACUUGGAUAAAUUCACGCACAAUUGUGCUCUUGGACAGUGUAGAGAAAUUGCAUGUGAUUGACAGGCAAACUCAAGAGGAAUUGGAAACAGUGGAGAUCUCAGAAGUUCAGUUGGUCUAUAAUAGCAGCCAUUUUAAAUCACUGGCCACUGGAGGAAAUGUGAGCCAGGCGCUGGCUUUGGUUGGCGAGAAGGCUUGCUAUCAAUCCAUAAGUAGCUAUGGUGGUCAGAUCUUUUAUUUGGGGACAAAAUCUGUUUAUGUGAUGAUGCUGAGGAGCUGGAGAGAGAGAGUGGAUCACCUCCUGAAACAAGACUGUCUCACAGAAGCCUUGGCUCUUGCAUGGUCUUUCCAUGAAGGAAAAGCAAAAGCAGUAGUGGGAUUAUCAGGGGAUGCUACUAAGCGAAAGGCUAUUGUUGCAGAUCGGAUGGUAGAAAUCCUAUUCCAUUAUGCAGAUCGAGCCUUAAAAAAGUGCCCAGACCAGGGAAAAAUCCAAGUGAUGGAGCAGCAUUUUCAGGAUAUGGUGCCUGUCAUAGUUGAUUACUGCCUUCUGCUACAGCGAAAGGAUCUUUUAUUUAGCCAGGUGUAUGACAAAUUAAGUGAGAAUUCAGUGGCCAAAGGAGUGUUUCUGGAGUGCCUUGAACCAUAUAUAUUAAGUGAUAAAUUGGUGGGGAUCACACCCCAGGUAAUGAAAGAUUUGCUUGUUCAUUUCCAAGAUAAAAAGUUAAUGGAAAAUGUGGAAGCCCUCAUUGUACAUAUGGAUAUCACCAGUCUGGAUAUACAGCAGAUGGUUCUCAUGUGUUGGGAGAAUCGGCUCUACGAUGCUAUGAUCUAUGUCUACAACAGAGGCAUGAAUGAAUUCAUAAGUCCAAUGGAGAAACUUUUCAGAGUCAUUGCUCCUCCUCUGAAUGCAGGGAAGACGCUAACAGAUGAGCAAGUUGUUAUGGGCAACAAGCUUCUUGUAUAUAUUAGCUGUUGCCUAGCAGGUCGUGCCUAUCCCCUUGGUGACAUCCCUGAAGAUCUUGUUCCCUUGGUUAAAAACCAGGUUUUUGAAUUUCUAAUUCGCCUGCAUUCAACAGAAGCUUCCUCUGAGGAAGAAAUCUAUCCCUAUGUUCGAACUUUGCUACAUUUUGACACAAGAGAAUUUCUAAAUGUAUUGGCACUGACUUUUGAAGAUUUUAAAAAUGAUAAGCAAGCUGUAGAAUAUCAACAACGUAUUGUGGAUAUUUUGUUGAAAGUUAUGGUGGAGAACUCAGAUUUUACUCCUUCACAAGUAGGGUGUCUCUUUACCUUCCUUGCCCGGCAGCUUGCAAAGCCUGACAAUACCUUAUUUGUAAACCGAACCCUUUUUGAUCAGGUCCUUGAAUUCCUCUGUAGUCCUGACGAUGACUCCCGACACUCUGAAAGACAGCAGGUCCUUUUAGAAUUGCUGCAGGCUGGAGGCAUAGUUCAAUUUGAAGAGAGUCGGCUCAUUCGUAUGGCAGAAAAAGCAGAGUUUUAUCAAAUUUGUGAAUUUAUGUAUGAACGAGAACACCAAUAUGACAAAAUUAUUGAUUGCUACUUACGUGACCCACUGAGGGAGGAAGAAGUCUUUAACUACAUUCACAAUAUCUUGUCCAUUCCUGGACACAGUGCAGAAGAGAAGCAGUCUGUAUGGCAGAAAGCAAUGGAUCAUAUUGAGGAACUUGUGUCCCUGAAGCCCUGUAAAGCUGCAGAGCUGGUUGCCACUCACUUUUCUGAACAGAUUGAAACAGUCAUUAAAAAACUUCAGAACCAGGUUUUGCUUUUCAAAUUUUUGAGGAGUCUUCUUGACCCAAGGGAAGGCGUUCAUGUAAAUCAAGAACUGCUGCAGGUAUCUCCCUGUAUCACAGAGCAGUACAUUGAACUCUUGUGUCAGUUCAGCCCAAACCAGGUUAUAGAGACGCUGCAGGUCCUUGAGUGCUACCGCCUAGAUGAAACUAUUCAGAUUUCCCAGAAAUAUCAGCUUCAUGAAGUCACUGCUUAUCUAUUAGAAAAGAAAGGUGAUAUUCAUGGUGCCUUCUUAAUAAUGCUAAAGAGACUACAAAGCAAACUUCAGGAGAUAAUCCAUCAAGAUGAAAAUGCCAAAGAUGUUCCCUCAUUGAAGGAUGUUGAAGAGACCAUGGUAGAGACAAUUGCCCUUUGCCAAAGGAAUUCACAUAAUUUGAAUCAGCAGCAAAGAGAGGCACUGUGGUUUCCAUUAUUAGAAGCAAUGAUGGCCCCACAGAAGCUGUCUAGUUCAGCUGCACCUCAUCUACACUCUGAAGCUCUGAAAUCUUUGACCAUGCAAGUUCUAAAUAGCAUGGCGGCAUUUAUUGCCCUUCCAUCAAUCUUGCAAAGAAUCUUACAGGAUCCAGUUUAUGGAAAAGGAAAACUUGGAGAAAUCCAGGGACUUAUUCUGGGAAUGUUGGAUACCUUUAACUAUGAACAGACCCUGCUGGAAACAACUACCAGCCUUCUAAACCAGGAUCUCCAUUGGUCAUUGUGUAACCUGAGAGCGUCGGUCACCAGAGGACUGAAUCCCAAGCAGGAUUACUGUUCUAUUUGUUUGCAGCAGUACAAGAGACGCCAGGAAAUGGCCGAUGAAAUCAUUGUCUUUAGCUGUGGCCAUUUGUAUCACUCAUUCUGUCUGCAAAACAAAGAGUGCACUGUAGAAAUUGAGGGUCAAACAAGAUGGACAUGCUACAAAUGCAGCUCAAGUAACAAAGUAGGAAAGUUAAGUGAAAAUUCAUCUGAAAUUAAAAAGGGAAGGAUAACCCCAUCACAGGUAAAAAUGUCCCCAUCCUGCCAUCCAUCCAAAGGGGAUCCCACCGUUAAGAAGGCCAUCUCAGAACCUGUUCUGGAUCCACAGCAAAUCCAAGCAUUCGAUCAGCUUUGUCAUCUCUACCGAGGAAGUUCCAGGCUGGCUCUCCUUACAGAGCUCUCCCAGAACCGCAGCGGCGAGAGCUGCAGGCCGUUUGGUGGCUCCCAGAGUGGCCCAGCCUUCAACAGCAUCUUCCAGAAGGAGAACUUCCAGUUGCAGCUCAUUCCUCCGCCUGUGACCGAGGACUGAAGCCUCUCCUGGGGCCGCGCCCUGCUGGCCUGCUCACCAGCCCGAGACUCCAUCUCUUCCUGAUGUUGCCGCAGCAUCAGCACCAGACUGGUUGAUUGUUUUGCCUCCUAAGCAAAUGAUUGUCACAUAUCUCCAUCCAGUUAUUUAAGAAAAUGUGUUUUGCCUUUUGGGAUGGUCUCAGUUUCCCCUGAAGCGUAGAGAAGAGGCGGAGCCCCCGCAGGCGGCGUUCCAAGCCUGUCACACCUGAUCUCCUCCAGCUGGUGGCCAACACUGAGGGCUGUCACCUCCUGCUGCCUUUGGGACCAGGACCAGCACAGUCGGGACUUGUGGGCACUGGGCUGCAGCACAGCUGAAACCUGCGUUGGAGGCAGGGAAAGGCCUGAGGGGGCUGGGGCACCUCCCUUUCUGUGUGUUUAUGCUAAACCCGUUUGAGUGUAAGACGUGCCGUGUCCAACAAUACAUGCCUCCUGUUAAGCCCUGCAGGACUGCUGGCUGUCUCGCUAUCAAGUCAUAAAGGACGUUGAGAACCCUGUCGCACAUCAGUUCUAUUGCUCACAAUCAAGACCCCUGCUUUUCUUCAAUGAGCAGCUGCAUCACAGGCUCCAUCCAGAGCACCCCCACCCAGGCCCUCCCCUGACAGGGACUAUGCUACCAGAGCAGUGUUUGUACAAUUUCUUAGCCCAGGGAGUACAUAUAUUUUAGAACCAAUCACAGGAGCUCACACACAUGCAGAGACCAGGUGUCCACCUCGCAGGCUCAGCUGCUCCCUUUGCAGUUCACUCAGGCUGCCCAGCCUCCUCAGACCACCUGUGAGGACGAGCCCACCGGGCAGCUCCAGGCCUGAAACCUGCACUUAACAGCCCAGGAACUAGCAAGCACCUUCUAGGGGCCAGGCCCCAUGGUGGGUGCUUCACGUGUGUCACUGCUAACCUUCCAGAACAACUCACAGGAAACAGAUGUAUAAACUAGAUACAAUCUUAUUUUUUUAAUGCGUAAAGUUGCCAGGUCAAGGAUCGAACCUGUGCCAUAGCUGUGACAACAGUGAAUCCUUUAACCACCAGGCCACCAAGGAACUCCCUAGAUCCAACUUUUAAUAGAAGAUAAAUCUUGCUUCUGCCACAUCCAGGCUGUGAUCCCAAGCAAGUCACUUGACCUCUCUCAGCUUUAGAUUUUUUUAUAAAAUACAGCAAAAACUAAAUGAGCCAGGACCUGUGAACACACAGUGCUAUUGCAGGCAUGUGGCAAACACCCCAGAAAUGUUAACUCAGCUCUUAGCACAGAACUCCUGCCAACAGUGGCACAGGCUGCCAUCUCCUGACCAAGACAUGAGGAGGCCACACUGGGAGACAUGGUCAAGUGUUAACUGAGCACCAAUUGGAUGCCUGUCGCAGCCAUAUGCGAGUCUUAACCCCAUUCUACAGAUGAGAAAGCUGAGGCUCACACUGGGGGGAUAAUUUAACCAAGGUGACACACAAGAAGUGGCAAUGGGAGUUCCCAUUGUGGCUCAGCAGAAACUAAUCUAACUAGGAACCAUGAGAUUUCAGGUUCUAUCUCUGGCCUCACUCGGUGGGUUAAGGAUCCGGUGUUGCUGUGAGUUGUGGUGUAGGUUGAAAGACAUGGCUCGGAUCUGGCGUUGCUGUGGUGUAGGCCAGCAGCUGCAGCUCCCAUUCAGCCUCUAGCCUGGCAACCUCCAUAUGCCUCAGGUUCGGCUCUAAAAAGCAAGGAAAAAAAAAAAAAAAAAAAAAGGUGGCAAAGCACAAAUUUGAACUGAUCCCAGAGCCAGUGAUGCCACCUCCCUAAAUUCUGUACCAGAAUAUUUCUUGACAAAUCUAAAGGCCAAAGGGGUUCGAUAGUCUCAAAACGUGGAGGUUGCCUGCUCUCCUUCAGCCCAUAAAGAGCCAAGGCAGUUUACAGGGCACCUGAGCCCUGCUCAAAAGAGGGCCGGUAAACACCAGCAAAGCACUCUCCUGCAGCCCCCUGCCCAGUUUAUCGUCCCCAAGAGUUCUUUAACUUGUCAUUCCAGUCACAGCACUAUUGCAUAAAUGACAGCAGCUGCAUAUCCAGGUCAUGCCUUCUGGAUUGGAUUUGACGAGCCCUCUUGUCUCAUCUAAGGGUGGCUGAGAAACCGACUCCAGGGCUGGGCAGUGCUGGGCCCAGUCCCUGUCCACCCCCACCUCGUGGCACUUAGUCCAUGUUCUACUCUGCAGGGACGUCAGGUCCCACUUCUGAAGGGGAGAGACGUCUCUGGAAAUACACCCAGGCUGUCAGCAGCAGCAGUUCUGCUGACAUGGCCAUGGGAGCUCACUGGGGGCAGAGGGGAGGGUGUCCUCCCAGGAUUGAGGCGCAGCAGCUCUGAGCAUGCUCCAGCCCCAGCUGAGCUCCAGCUGCAAUUCCAGGUCACAUGCCCACCCUUAGGCUUGGACAGGUGGUAAGAGGAAGGAGCUGGGAAAGGGGAGGUCCAGACACCCAUCAGCUACCACUUGGGGAGGGCAGGUACCCUGGUCUGAGCAGGCUCCUCCUGUGCUGCCCCCGUGGGGGCGGGAGAGGUGGUCCUUGGAAAGGAUCUCAGGGUCCUCAGAGGAGAGGGGAGGGAUUCUGAUUGGCCAAAAUGCAACUUGUCCAUCACAGUCUGUUUCUCCUUUAACCGGUAAACAGAACCAUCUGAAAAUGGUUACUCAGCUCCCAGCUUCAGCUGAGCAUCCUCCUUCCUGAUGUGGGGGUGGGGAUGGAAUCUUGCCCAGUUCUCCACAGAAGGCAAAACUGACUGCUGGGAAAGGCCAUGGGCUGCUGGUCAGGAGCCCCAGUUUCUAGGCACAGCCCCCCACAGGCUCAUGUGUGAGCUGAGGAAGCCUGUUAACUCUCCUCAAGAUGCAUCUGCUCCGUCCAUAGCAAAGGUCCAAGUGACGCGGGGUAAUGGGUUACCAACCAGAGCCUACCAGAGUAGGAGGUGGAGGGGAAGGUGUUUUUGGGAGAGGAAAGCCAUCAGGGGCCUCAUCAAUGAUGAAUGCAUCAGUGAAUAAAUAAUUCAGAUCUUUGGGGAUCCUUUUAGAAACAGUAUGUUUCCACUCAGUUCUGCCUGAUGAAAAUGUUUUUCCAAAGGUACAUCUCACCCAUCAGAUGCCUGCCAUGCACCCAGGGCUGCAGGAAAAACCUAGUGUACUGGGGGAGGGGGGCUCCAGUUCAUCUCAGGAGCCCCCUUGUCGGGGGUAUCCAUGGCUGUCUGCCACCAGCCUCCUCCACACCCCAGGAUGCUAUGAAGCCUUCUCCACUUCCCCAGGAAAGUGGCAGUUUGACUCACCUUGUUUCCGUGCUGGGGUGUUUUCCUGUCUGCAUCACUCCUGAAGGCAUGACUAUGUCCAGUGCACUCCUGUGUCUCCCACAGCACAGUCAGUGCUGAGAACAGCCAGCUGCCAGCAUCUUCUAAGUCUUUUUAAAGUAAACCUUUUAUACACAGAAAUGUUCUCAAACCGCAUGUGCAAAGCUGGGUUAAUUCACAAAGUGAACACACCUAUGUAACCUGCGCCCAGAUCAGGCAAAUAGAAAUGACUGUACCCCUGACGUCCCCUGAACUCUGUUCACCACCCACACACCCUACAAGUUAACCAACAUCCUGACUCCUAAAAGCACGGUUUUCGCCUGUUUUGAACUUCAUAUAAAUAAAAUCCACUACUUACUCUUGGAA
Messenger RNA from Sus scrofa (pig), 8191 nucleotides. Lineage: Eukaryota; Metazoa; Chordata; Mammalia; Artiodactyla; Suidae. The record is from RefSeq and is a predicted model, not a curated record.